Messenger RNA from Pimephales promelas (fathead minnow), 869 nucleotides. RefSeq names its product ERH mRNA splicing and mitosis factor (gene erh). The record is from RefSeq and is a predicted model, not a curated record. NCBI's taxonomy places the organism in Eukaryota, Metazoa, Chordata, Actinopteri, Cypriniformes, Leuciscidae.
GGAAGUGAAUGUUCGUUGCACAUUUAUGCUCUUUCUGUUGCUGCUUUCAGUGAACAGCCGUCAGCGGUUAGCACAUCGUUCAUUGUGACGUUUAGAUACCAGAAGCCGAUAUGUCUCACACUAUUCUGCUGGUGCAGCCCACCAAGAGACCAGAAGGCAGAACAUAUGCAGACUAUGAGUCUGUCAACGAAUGCAUGGAAGGAGUCUGUAAGAUGUAUGAAGAGCAUCUGAAGAGGAUGAAUCCCAACAGUCCCUCCAUCACAUAUGACAUAAGCCAGUUAUUUGACUUUGUUGAUGAUCUUGCUGACCUCAGCUGUCUAGUGUACAGGGCAGACACACAAACCUACCAGCCCUACAACAAAGACUGGAUCAAAGAAAAGAUCUACGUGCUGCUGAGGCGUCAAGCCCAGCAGGCAGGAAAAUAAGGAGUGUAAAGGCUGAAUUAUUUCUAAAGCUAGUCCCCAACUGUAUCAGAACUACGCUACAUCACAAUAGAAAUAUAGAGGAACCAAGUGGUGAAGUGAUGCCGCUUAGUUCAGAUUUUGUUGAAUGCAUGUCUAUUCAGUCAGUAUGUCAAAGAAUAGAUUGAAAAUAUUUUGGAUUUUAAAUAACAUUUUUGUAACCGGAGUUAGGGACUUGGGAUAUUUAUCACACAAUGUAUUUUCUUGUGUUUUUUUAUUGUGGUUUAAUUUUUUUUUUUAUUCAGUAAAGUAUAAAACUUACACAUUUCAGAUUAUGGAGAUAGUUCUGAGUCAUCUUAUAUCCCAACUUUUGUCCUCAGUACUGUUUCAGGUUUUGUUAACCCUCUCUGUUUUGUGUAUGUAUCCAGUAGUCACCACUGGAAAAUAAUAAAAAUUUCUCAAAAAAUC